AAUAACUCACAAAAAUCCCCAAUUAUUCCACCACUGCAGUUACCCAUCCAUUACAGUAAAAUGAAGCAUUUUAAACGAACACCGCCACCGCCACCGCCACCACCACCGUCAGCCACCCAAAGCGGCCCUAAACCGUCAAAACACGUAAUACAUAUAGGCGGCAUACCGGUAGAGUUUCCUUACCAAUUAGCUUACAUGAAUCGAGUUAUUGUAACACUUGAUCGAGCACAUAGGGAAGGCAAAUCUAACGCGUUGCUCGAAUCGCCUACCGGUACUGGAAAAUCGCUGUCUCUACUUUGUUCAGCUCUUGCUUGGCAGCAGAAUUUCAAGUCGAAGAAUUUGUAUAGCAAUUUUGUUCAAUCUAAGGCUGAUCCGAAAGCCCUAGCUGAUCCUAUUGGUCAUGGUGGUGGAUUUAUUCCUGAAACGCAGCCUUCAGGGAACCCGGAUACAGCACCACCUGCUGCAACUAAUGGGAAGAGCAAGAAAAAAGUGGCACCUACCAUCUUUUAUGCCUCGAGGACACAUUCACAACUUUCUCAAGUGAUUCGGGAAUACAGAAAGACAAGUUAUCGGAAUUUCAAGUCGAAGAAUUUGUAUAGCAAUUUUGUUCAAUCUAAGGCUGAUCCGAAAGCCCUAGCUGAUCCUAUUGAUCAUGGUGGUGGAUUUAUCCUGAAACGCAGCCUUCAGUUAGUUUAUUUCGUUUCACUCUUAAAUGACUUGUAA
Molecule: messenger RNA, 723 nt
Organism: Lycium ferocissimum
Lineage: Eukaryota; Viridiplantae; Streptophyta; Magnoliopsida; Solanales; Solanaceae
Exons: 4
Coding region: 61-723 (220 amino acids)
Biological process (GO): nucleotide-excision repair; double-strand break repair involved in meiotic recombination
Cellular component (GO): nucleus
Molecular function (GO): ATP binding; DNA helicase activity
Source: RefSeq, a predicted model, not a curated record